CUUUUAAACUCUACCAUGUGAAAAUAGCACACUUAAAUAGUUCAAUACAAAUACAAUCAAACAAUUUUCGCAAAUUUGGUACAACUAGUAACUUGGUUAGCAAAUUAACUAUUUGUUCGGUAUAUUUUAAAUAAUGCAACUAGUCUGAUAAACCCAUUUAGUCACAGUUUGGCCCCAUGCCCGUGACCCAGAGCAAAGCUCAAUUGAUUGGUAAUCUACAGCUUUCUUCAGAUGCUAUCAUACUGAAAGCAAAGCCAUGAUCGUUGAUUGGUAUGGUUAUUAUCAAAAGACAUCACAUUAAGACGAUGACGACAAAGAUGCUUCGUGUUGUUUGUUCUCGGGCUCUGGGAAGUCAGUUCAGGCGACAAUAUUCUAGUGCAUUGGAACAGAAUUGGAAAGAUCGUCAAGAUUUGGCUGCCUGUUACAGAAUCAUUCAUGAUUGGCCUGGGUUCCAGGUGGGGGCAGUGUUUAACCACCUGACAGUGAGAACUAAGAGCUCCAACCCAGACUACCCGGAUGGACAAGAUGUUCUACUGGUGGUGGGGGAGGGGGUGCACUGGGCAGAAGUGACAGCCUCCAAUCUAGUGGAAGUGGAUGUGCAAACUGGGUUCAAGUUAGUCCAGGGCAGCAGUCUUCCAAUCAUGACUGCCAGUGUCAUCCACAGUGGCAUCCACAGAGACAGACCCUGGUCCAAGGCACUGUUCCACCUUCACCCCACAAACAUUACUGCCAUCUCCUGUCUAGAAAACCCCAAAUACCCGAUUGUUCAUCAGGACUUGUCCUUGUUACAUAACGAGAUCGAAUUCGACUCCCAUUAUGAGAGCUCCUACAGGGAAGGCAAGAAAAACGAGGAAGGCAGCAGACUAUCGGAGGAGCUAGGGGAUAAGUCAGUUCUCAUCCACGCAAACCACGGCGCAUCUAUUCUGGGCAGGACUAUUGCGGACGCCUUAUCCUUCACAUACUAUCUCGAGUGGGGGGCUCAGUUGAUACUGACUGGACAAGCCACAGGUCGAGCAUUCAAACAAAUCGCAGAGGAGGAAAUCCUAGCGUUCAAGAAAGGAACAGUCAAAUACGAUGAGAAUCAGCUGUUUUUUGAAGCGUGCAGGCGCUAUAUUGUGAAGAAAUAUCCAGAACUUUUGUACUAAACCAUAAACCAUAUGAUUUAUUUGCUUGUGCUGAAAUUGAAAAAAAACGUUCUUCACAUUU
This is a messenger RNA of Symsagittifera roscoffensis, 1206 nucleotides long. RefSeq names its product adducin-related protein 2-like. Bases 273 to 1145 code for a protein of 290 amino acids. Lineage: Eukaryota; Metazoa; Xenacoelomorpha; Acoela; Convolutidae. Gene Ontology annotation, molecular function: actin filament binding. The transcript has 3 exons. Gene Ontology annotation, cellular component: cytoskeleton. The record is from RefSeq and is a predicted model, not a curated record.